CAAAAUAGCAACUGAAAUGCUUACAAGCUGCUGAGCCUCAGUCUAAAUUCAUCGUCGAUCGGCGUCGUUGAAUGCCUCGCGCUGCUGUGAGCGUCUGUUCUUGGCUGUGUGUGCCGUGAGUGUGCGUGCUCGCGCGCGCGAGUGUGUGCGCGUGUGUGUGUGUAUGUGUAUUGUGGUGUGCCGUCUCUGUGGUGUGAAAUAUAUAUAUAUUGAGAUAUAUAUAUUUAAUGCGAUAUCUGGCGCUAGACGCGCGUAAAAAGUGGAAAGCGGCAACUGGACGCCUCUUGAGUUUGUUAAAUCGACUUAAACGAGCUACGAGAAACGCGAAACAUCAACAACCAAGUAACAACAAAUAAAUAAACUAACAAAAACACAAAAGAAAAAAAAAAAACCAGAGCAAACGAAAGCAAAUUGAUUUUUGGUGCAAACAAUACGCAAGAAAUACGUGUCAUAAAUCAUAAGCAAUAAUUUGUGCUAAAUCCGUUUCAAACUUAAAAUGUCAGCCAUAAAUUCAAGCAAAGGAUUUCACUUAAUACAAUUGCAGCUGCUCUAAAAGUUAUGGCCAGCAUGCAACGCUCUAAAUGACAACACGAUCCCAAAAAGUUCGAACUCGCUUUGUGAUAAACCCAAGUUGAAUAAAGUACGCGCCAAGUAGUUAAUAUAUUUAUGCCAUAUACUUAUAUAUAUAUAUAUUUAAUUAUUAACCAUACGUAACUCUUUUUAGUUUAUUGAAAUUCAGUUAGUGAGACUUUGAGACAGAACAAAAACAACAUUAUAAAAGACAAGUUGACACUGCAAGAACUGUAACUGUAAUAGAACUUCCCAAUCCUCGAGAAAAAGACACGCAACCUAAAUCGAUAGUUAACACAUUUAGUUAGAGCUUAUUAACUUGAUAACCUUGAUUAGUUAGGGAUUGGCCCGAGCGCUCUGAAUAAUAAUUCAUAGAGAGCUGCCACCAUGUCACAUGGGUACAUUGAGGAAUGUACGUAAUAUAUCCCGCCGAUGAGCUCAUCCUAAUGACAUAUGGUCUCCUUGCACCACGUGUGAAACCGCGACCCACACUCGACUGCCUGCGCGAGCCGCUCAUACCCCUCGAGUAUCCAGCGAGAGCCGCAACCAGCUCCAACGUCAAAGGCAACGCCAACGUCAACUUGAUAAGCGCCGCCGCCGCCGCCACCAGCUAUCCCAACGACUCGUACAGCACAGCACAGUGGUCGCCGUCGUCGAGCUUAGCCACAGGUGUCACCAGAGCACAGCCCAUCCCGUCACGCAUUCCCACUACGUUAGCGGCGCCCACGCCGUCCAAUUCACCACAGGAGCAGCCGCAGUCGCCACUCUUCGAGGCCGGCGGCAAUAACUUUUUUAGCUUUGAGCCGCCUUUGACGGCUGCCCAGGUACCGCAGUCGCAGAGCCUGCCACCCACGCCCACACGACGCACAUCGCGCGCCUCCUUGACGCACUCCAACCACAACUCCGGCGGUAGCAAGCGGUCCAGUGUACGCAGCAAUCGCUCGCAGGCGCCGCUUUCGCCCAGGCUGCUGCCACAUCAGCGUCCAUUGAGCACGUCCAUGUAUAAUAAUGAUGCCAACAUGCAAGGCGGCGGCAACUCAGCAUCUGGACGCGCACCAUUCCAGCGCAGCGGCAGCGCGUUCGAUGAGGAGGGACGCCUGAUCGAUUAUGGAGCAGCCGCGUCUAGUGCUCUCGUCACGGCACGUUCGCGCAGUCCCAGCGUUUUUUUGGAGCCACCCUCGCCAGAUCCCACACAUGCACACUUCGGGCCCGGCUGGGGGCGACCCAUGUCACCAAUGGAUCUGCCGCCGGAAUGUUCAGCCAGCAGCAGUGUGCCCAGCAAAUCGCCCACCGCCAGCAAAUCCCGUUUGCGGCCCAAGCUGCACAUACCGCUGGGCCGACUUGGCCGUUCCACCUCGUCCGAUACGCGUGAGCGCGAGAGUAAUCGACUGCGCGAGGAUGUGCAUGUGCAUGUCGAGAAUCCGGUCUUCAGCAGCGAGAACCUGCGCCAAAACAACUUCGAUGCAUUUUUUGAGGCACGCGAGCCGGUCAUCAAGCUGCAGCCGCGCACGCCCCACUCGGCGACAGCGGACGGACGCGGCCACUCGCCGCCGCUGGAGAACUAUGCGGGCGUCUAUGGCACGCCGCGGACGCGAACUACAGCCGGGGGCACAGGCGGCGGCGGUCUGUUUGCGCGUUUGUCGCGCGAGGAACGGGAGCGUGCGCUCAGUGCGCGCUCCCGCAGCGCGGAGCAUUGGGAUGAGGCGGGCGGCGCUGCUCCGGCGCCAGGUGGUGCUGCUCCGGCCAGCGCUGGUGGCGGUGCGGCGCACUCCAAAGAUUCUUUGGCAAAAUCUUCAAGUGGUCCAAAAAAUCGUAAGUUUUUCGGGUGGAGGGGACCACGCGGUGGUUCCCUUAGCCCCCAGGGCAGCAUGGCGUCCUAUCAGGGUGUGCUCAAGGAUUACAGUCACAGCAGCUUGAACGAGGCUUUCAAAUCCCAAAACAAUGUCAACUUUAAGUUAAUUAAAACAGUAUCCGAUUUCAACGAAUCACUCUCCCAAUUGUAUGAGGAACAUGCAACUGCCCUUCAAACUUUAGUGUCCAAUUAUCGCAAAAAGAAUGCCGAGCUGCGCAAGGAAAGACCCGGUUGCCAUCUGGCCAUUUUUCAGGCAUGGGAAACAUUCCUGCAGGAAGCGGAAACCGACUCGCAGGCCUGCAACGAUGUGGCCAGUGUGCUCUCCCGCCAGGUGUCACGGCCAAUGCUGGAUAAAUCCUUUCAUCGCAAAGUUCAAAGUCGCAAAAUCUUUACACACAGGGAGUCUUUUGAGACUAUAAUCGCAAAGACUGAAGAGAAGCUGUCAAAGUGUCGCCUGGACUACAAGCAAUGCCACAUGGCACAUCGCCAGAAUCCCAGCCAGCACUCGCUCACCGAAUAUAUUGAUGCGCACAAUGCGUACGUGCAGCAGUUGCAUGCCACCAAUGGCAUGCUGGAGGCCUAUCACGGCGACACAUUGCCACAAUUGAUGCAGGAACUGGAGGAGAUACACAACGACCUAUGCAACAUUGUUUCCGAUUCGCUGCUGCAGGGCGCCGAUGUAAUUGCCAGCAAGGCCGCGGAGCAGGCGAAGCGCUACGGCUGCCUGGCCAGCCAGUGUAGCGCCGUGUCACCGCAACAGGAUCUGGUGAAUUUUGUGCGUUUGCUGGCGCAGCCAUCGCAGGCACAGAAGGUGCCCAAACGCGUCUUCGCCCCACCACAAGCACAGCAGCCGGGCGAGCUGGUCGAGGAGACGGGUGACUAUAAAGAGAUGACACCCAUUUUGCGCAACGAGCUCGUCUUUGACCGGCACUCGACGCUGUCGCAGCGCUCCGCACUGGAGUCGCUUAAGCGUGAGGCAAUUGAAUUGGAAUUGCAAAUACGUCAGCUGCAGGACUCCAUUGAUGCACUGAAUCGCACACAAACACGCGGCAUUGAGGGUCAACUGUACAACAAGGUUAACGAGCUGCAGGAGGAUUUGUCCAUGAAGAAAUUUGAUUUGCGCGCCAAGCAAAUACACCUCGCUGCCAUACGUGCACAGAAGGAGUUAUUCGUUAGCAAAGUUGAGCCAACUUCGCCGCGCAACGAACGCAAAUUCUCGGCCGCCACAGCGCCAUCGAUGAAAACAAAGUGGCUGAAAGCAUUUAAGAGCCUAAAGCCGGCGGGUUCUGGUUCAGCAACACAAGCAGAUAGGCGUAAUGGUGCCUCGAAUGCCCCAUCGGAAUCGCUGCGCCCCAACCUGGAUGGCAGCCAUCAUCUGCAGGAGUACACGUACAAAAAGAUAACGGCUUGUGAUGUCUGCUCGCAAAUUUUGAGAGGCCACACACGUCAGGGCCUGCGUUGUCGCAUUUGCAAGCUGAAUGCCCAUGGAGAUUGUGCACCGAAUUUGCCACGCUGCCAACCCAAACAGAAGCUGUUGCGUCGCCAGAAGAGCACCUCGGAGUUGGAGAAUCGUGUUGAUAUCGAGGAAGAAAGUGACAGCAGCGUUGGAGCUGCCCUCGGACCCGGAGCCGGAGCCGGAGCUCCGGGCGCAGCGAGCACAGUUUUGCCGCUGCAGCCGCUGGCCAGCAGCGCCGUGGAACGGCUGCCCGUCGCCGAGAUACCCAUUGUCAAUGUGCCGGAACCGUUGCUGCCGGAGCCGCAGCAUCAGCAGACCCAUCAGCCGAUCCAUCAGCAGACGCAUCAGCAGCACCAGCGCAGCCUGGCAUCGGUUGCCCAGGCGGCAGCGGUGCGCGCCGGCCGUGGUGUUCGUCCGCCGCCCGUGGCCAUGCCCAUACUGGGCGUCCAACUGCAACAACAGGAGCUGCAGCAGCAGCGCGGCGGUCUGCCGGUGCCCACACAAGAUAUCUCUAGUAGCUCAGCACCGCACUCACCGCGCCGGCAAAAGUUGAACUUACGCAUGAAAUCGUUGAGCUUGGACUCACCCGAAUCCUCGGAGCUGCACGGUCAGUUUAGGCGCCGCCAGCAUCUGCCGGCAACGGCCGCCUCGACAUCCAGCGGCUACUAUCAUGGCGGCUCGGGAGGGCAUCUGGAGCACAGUACUCCCCCAUCAAACAACAGCCGGCUGCACUCACCAUCGAGCCCCUCGCAUCCGGGUCGCAAGCUUCUGUAUGCCACGCGCGGCAUGCGCGGCGGCAGCGUCGAUUUGCCCGAUGAAAUGGAGAAAUCGCAGUCCUCGGCCAGCACAUCGCCUUGCCUAUCACCUGUAAGACAUGCCCAGAAAUCACAUCGUCUGCUGCCCACCAAUUUGUAUGUCAUACUCUACAACUUUAAGGCGCGGCAUGCCGACGAACUGGACCUUAAGGCCGGCUACAAGGUGACAGUCAUCGAUACCUCCGAUCCGGACUGGUGGAAGGGCAAAGUGCUGGGACGCGUUGGUUUCUUUCCAUCCAAGUAUUGUGUGCGUCUCAAUGCCAACGAGAAGCCGCUCCAGGUGACGCACAAUCUCCAAGUCUCCGAUGGGGAGCGCGGCGAGAAUAUGACGCUCCUCCGCGACCAGAUUGUCAUACAGACUGGCGAUGAGGUAAACGGCAUGGUUAUGGUGCGUUCGGCGGACAAUCGUCAGGGCUAUUGUCCCAUCAAGUAUCUGCAGGAGGUGUGACAGCCAGAAGAGGAAGAGCCGCCAGCAAAAUCAUCAAUGCAAACGUCGCGUGCCGCCGGAGCCGGAUCCGGAGCGGGCGACAAGACCAAGCGUAGAAUUAGAAUUGUAGUUACCGAUAAUAACAAUUUAGCCAAUAGCAGCUCAAUGCCCAUAACCCACACACACAGUCACACACACACACACUCGCAGUCGCAAACGCAGACAUCGCCCAGCCGGGAGACGAAGCGCCUGAACAUUGAGUACAGCGAUGCCGAUGCUGGCUUCACCUGGGACAAGGACAGGGAUGUACUCAUACUAUCCGGGCGCAAUAAGAACGACAAGAACUGGGAGAACUGGGAGCGCAUUAGGGAGCAAAAGCUUGAGAAGAUGAAGAACAUCUGCUUCGAGAGCUAUCGCCAGUCGAAGCGGGACAAACUGCUGCUGGCCAAGCCAAAGCCCAAGCAGCUGGACUCCACCUGGUAUACGGACAACAUCUACUCGAAUCGUUCCGACGAUCUGGACGAGGAUUAUGUGCCCGAUUGCCUCAAGUAUGGCAGCUAUAGCAAUCGCAUUCUGCGUGACAUACGCGAACAGGACGAGAAAUACGCGGACGAGGCGCUGCCCAUGCGGGAGCGUCGCGGCGAGGGCGAAGGCUCGCCCGGCUACGGACUGCAGCGAUCCAAAAGCUGCAAGGAGUUCCAAUAUCCCAAAUCGCAGAGCUGCUGCUUCGAGGGCAACGUCUAUGAGUCGGGCGGCCCAGGCGCCGGGACAGGAGCAGGAGCUGGACCCGGAGCGGCGGCCACCACCACCUCCAUACUGAAGAAUCGCGCCGGCGUGCCUAAAUCGUAUUCGUUCAGCGCCUCCACCAAGACAAUGCCCUUUGACAUCAUUGACUACGAGCUGCCGCCCGCCUCGAAUACGCGACGCGAGAAGCGCGAGGCAUACAGACGCACCAUGAAUAUGCUGUAUAGCAACAGCUUGGAUGAGCGCGCCCUGGCGCAUAGCUGCUGUGCGCGGGAUCAGUGCACCAGUGCCAAGUGCCUGCUGGAUGAUAUUUAUGCCGGCUCCAGGAGCCGGCUGGGCGAUGUCUAUGGCGCCGCAGCCGGCGCUGGCAGCAACAGGAAUCUGAAUCUGAAUCGCAGUCUGCGCUCGCCCGCGGAUUGGCUGUUUGAGGAGCGCGCAGAGGCAGAUCAUCGGCUGGGGCGUGGCCAGCAGCGUUUGCCCGCCACCGUGAUCUGCUGUUGUGCCUCGGAGGACUAUUGCUGCCAUCGCCAGCCACAGCACCGUGCGACAAGGCGCACAGCGCACUGUCCGGGCCAUCAUCCGGCCGCCGAGGAGGAGGAGCACAUGCACUGUCGCUACGACACCGAUUUGGAGCAGUUCAUACGCGCCGAGCGCGAGCGUCUGCUGCUGCAGGACAAAUUCCUCGACGAGGACGAACGCUAUCUGGCCCAGUGCCAGAUGGCCGCCAGUCCCAGUCGCCGCUAUGCCCACUAUCCGCGGCCCACGCGCACCAAAUCCCUGCUGGAGGUGCAGCCGCCCAGUCUGUUCGACGAGGACAGCUGCUCCGAUACGACCGAGAUCGAUCUGGAGGAUUUCAACAUUGAUCUGGAGAAGUAUUGGGAGCAGUUGGACAAGCCGCCUAGCCCCAUCAACAUGGACAUGCGCCGCAACAUGCACAGCAAUCUGAAGGUCAAGAAUGUCAACGUGCGCUGCUAUAACAAUGGACAGCCCAUCGAUAUGCAUGACCGGGAGCACGAGCGGCUGAUGAUCAAGAAAUCGCUGCUGGAGGGAAUGCCGUCGCCGCCGCAGAUGGACUCGAGCGGCUCUUCCAACAAUGGGGCGGGCUUCAAUUUUUUUGAGAAUCCCGCCGGUCCAGCGCUCCACCAUCAUCAGGCUCGUCAUUUGGGCGGCGCAGUGCCACCGGUACCGGCUCCAGCUCCGACCUAUGGCUAUGGGCAUAAGGUAUAUCCGACAGCGGAUACGCUGCCCUCGUAUCAGUACAACAACUUUUAUCCAGAGCACACGACGCUCGGCGGCAGCGUGCUCACUCAGCAGCCAACGGCGGGCAUACAUCACGCCUCCGCCGGCGGCCAUUCCGCCUUGAGUCUGAUCAACAACAUUUUCUCCAUAUACAAGCCGAACAAAUAUUCGCCCGAGAACUGUCAGCUGAACUACGAGAGCAAGCCGGAGCCAUGCAAGAAGAUGAAUGUGCCGAGCACAAGGCGACCCCUGGGCGCCGCCGCCAGCAAUAUGCCACAUGGACACGAGUAUCUGCACUCGUCCAUGAAGCGACCGCUGCUGAUCAGCGCCGAUCAGCCGCACUUUAAGAUCAUACCCGAGAAGACCGGGCUCAAGAUCUCGCCGCUGCUGGCGUACGAUGAGUAUGGCGGCGGUGGCGACAAGUCGCACCACAGACUGACCAGCACGGCGCGACCUUUGAUGCUUCCGCACUGAUGGUGCUGGACCUUUCCGUGGUAUGGUAAUGGUAAUUAUUGUUAGUUAUGCUCACAGCGACUGCCGAGACUCUCCAACAAGAACAAAAGCCAAAAGACUCACUCGCUCGAUAAGCAACAACAACAAAGAAUCUAAGACCCAAACGCACAAAUUGGCCCCCAUCCCCCGCCAGACGUGACUUGCCCCAAUGCCAGCCCUGUAAUGCUUGCGGUUGACGGCUUUGAGGAAGGGAGCAUUGAAGCAUCAUCUCAACGUUUGUCUGACACAAUUUUCACAGCCAACAACAAGCGAUAACAACAACAACAAAAACAACAACAAACACCAUUCACCAACAACAACAACUGCGCCAUACCAUUGGAAAAAGAAAAGAACGACAGCAUCAAAAGGGACACGUCUUCUAGAUGCAACAGAAAUCGUAAGCUUUAAGAAUAACGAGAAGAACUAACGAGUAAAAAGAAAGAAGUUUGAACUAACAAGUAACCUGCUCCGAGUAAGAACUAAUGAAGUAACGAGUGGAAAGUAGCGCGUUAGGGCAAACGAAGAGCCAGUAACAAGCUGAAACUAAAGAGUAUCAAAUACCGAGUUGGAACUAACGAGUAAUCAUAACAAGUUAAAAAUAACAAGCAAUCAGUAUCGAGCUAGAAUUAACAAGUAACAAGUGACGAGUUAGAUUGACGAGUAAAAUUUGAGGAAUUAGAACUAGUAAGUAACAAGCAACAAGCUAGUGGUAAUAAGUAACGAAAAGGAAAGGAAACGAGUAUCAAGUAACGCGUUACAACUAACCGGUAUCGAGUAACGAGAAAUAAGUAGCAAGUAUCGAGGAACGAGUUAGAAAUAACGAGUAAUCAGUAACGAGUUAGAACUAACGAGUAAUCAGUAAUGAGCUAGAACUAACGAGUUGAAUGUAAAGAGUAACAAGUAACGAGUAGUUAUUAAUAGUCAUGAAACCGGAUUAAGAACUAGCUGCCAGCAGCUCAGCUUUGACUUUGACAUACGCAGAUACACACAUACAAAUACACACACAAAACACACUUACACAUAUGAACAAAUGUGCUUUUAAAUCGCUUGAGAAAUCGCCGCAUGUAGUUAAUAUAGAUACAUACAGGCAUACAUGGUAUAUGUAUGCAACACUAAUUUUUCGAGCAACUUUUAAGCAAUCAGCAGCGUAUUCUAUAUAUACAUAUAUACACUUAUGUAUAUAUGGUACUUAUACUUAUAUAUGAUAGAAGAUUAAGUCAUUCAUAUCCGUGUUUCACAUUGUAUUUAGUGUUGAAAGCGAACGCAUAUUGUAUACCCUGUAAUACCCUUGUAGCAGCUAAGCAGAAUUUAUUACUACAACUAUUUGAGAAUAUCUUGAUAAACAUUUGAUGAUGAUUUGAGACAAAAAGUUUUUAUUGCCACGAAAUUUUUUCUAUUUUUUAUACCAACAACUUUGAAAGCAAACUAAGCAAGGCCGAUGUUAAGAAAAAAAUAUAACUAAAAAUAAAAAGAACUAAAACCUACUUACAAGCGAAAAGAAGAAAAAAAUAUUCGAGAAGAGAAAUUCGAUAGUGGAACAUUUUUAAGGCUUGACUCUAUAAGUUGCAGCUUCUAGGCAAUGACAGAACUUAGUCUUAUACAAAAUACAACACAUGCACACGGCAGGUGUUCGUAUGUGUACGCUUUUUACAACAACAACAACAACACAAGAAGAAAAAGAAGAAACCAACCACUAGAGAUCGUAUGUUUAUAAGAUGAACACUACUUAGUAUAUGAAUAUUAUUAUGAUUGUACUUUUAUGAUGUAUGCGUAUCCACUGGCCUUAUUUAUUGUCGAAGAAACAAACCGAAUACUACAUUAACAAAUGUGCUGAAUUCUCACACACACACACACACACACACACACACACACACACACACACAGCAGACAAACACACAUA
Molecule: messenger RNA, 9495 nt
Organism: Drosophila novamexicana
Lineage: Eukaryota; Metazoa; Arthropoda; Insecta; Diptera; Drosophilidae
Gene: Stacl
Exons: 19
Biological process (GO): positive regulation of voltage-gated calcium channel activity; skeletal muscle contraction; positive regulation of protein localization to plasma membrane
Cellular component (GO): extrinsic component of cytoplasmic side of plasma membrane
Molecular function (GO): protein binding
Source: RefSeq, a predicted model, not a curated record